Gigantopelta aegis is the source of this 1466-nucleotide messenger RNA. RefSeq lists its product as uncharacterized. NCBI's taxonomy places the organism in Eukaryota, Metazoa, Mollusca, Gastropoda, Neomphalida, Peltospiridae. The transcript has 3 exons. The record is from RefSeq and is a predicted model, not a curated record. The coding region runs from base 121 to 1335 and encodes 404 amino acids.
AAUAUAUGUACAGUGACAACAAUGUUAGUAACAUAUAUACACGCAUGCUGUAUACGCAGAGGACAUUUAAUGUACAUACAUAUUCAGUUCUAGAAAACAAAACUUUGGAGACGAGUUACUAUGGGUUGUACUACAGCUAAACAGACAGCCGACGAAAGAAAGCUUGAAACAAAAGGUCCGAGGGAAAUGGUUGGCCAGUCUGACCCACAAAGGACACUACUUUACGCACGGCGCCUUGCUGAUCCACCCGAAUUCAGGAGUGAUCAGCAACUAGAACACAAAAACAAUACUAAUGGCCUUAGUGAAGACAAGAGUAAUGAUAAAGUUGAACACACGAGUAAGGAUAUAGCUGAACAUGAAAGUAAUGGUCGAGUUGAACACAAUGGUAAUCACCAAAAUGAACACAACAGUAAUGACAAAGAUGAACACAAACGUAAAGACCUACCUGUAUCUGAACACACAAGUGAUGACAAACUUGAACACAAAAAUAAGGAAGAAGUUCUAUACAACACCGAAGACCAACUUGAGAUCAAGCACCUGGACAGGGUUCUCAGUACAAAAGUGAAAAGCGACAGAAAUCUUCCGUCCGUGCAGGACAUCGCAGUGAUGUGUGUCGACGGCGUACGGCGGAUUCUCAUGGCUGAUGACUCUAAUGACUGUCUUAAGCUCUUCGAUAACAGGAAAGGCAAGGACGAGUUUCAGAGUGUUCUAAGCCUCACCAGCUCACCGUUCCAAAUAGCCGUUCUCAAGGAGUCAUCGUCCAUUGCCCUGACAUUACCGCUGGAGAAGCGGAUACUGAUGGUUUCUCUUGACAAGACUCUGAAGCUUAAAUCUAAGUUGGAAACGGAUAAGGAAUACUUCGGGUUGACGGCUUUAGACGGAUCAAAACUAGCGUGUGGUGCCCCUCUGGAGUAUCCUCCUUGCAUUGAUAUCAUAGACUCUGACGGGACAGUGUUGUCCUCUUUCUCUACAGCGGAUAAUUAUGGAGGACUGUUCGCGGAUCUCGCCUUCAUCAGCAGAACCAGAGAGGGAGAGCUACUCAUUGUGGAUCCCAAGGAUCACGCGCUGGUUUGCACGUCUGCGUCUGGGGUAGUCGUCUGGCGCUACGAACCCAGGUGGAAGGAGAGGCUGAUAUCGCCUGCAGGUGUCGUCUGCGAUGAUGUCGGUAGAGUCUAUGUCGCUGACGCCAACAGGCGCGUCGUAGUGCAGAUAUCCCAGGACGGACACAAGAUCACAGAGUUCAGUUUUUCAAGUGUGCCCCAUGCUCUGUCUUAUUGUGAUGGAACACUGUAUGUUUCGGCAAAGUCAGGACAUUUUGGUAAAGUUUCUGGAUGAAAUAAUAAAAACAAAAUAUGGUCUUUCUACAGUUUCUGCUUGGGUUAAAUAGACUGUAAACUGGUUUCGGUAUCAUAUUGAAUUAUGUCGAAGAAGUUAGGAAAUGCAAUCCAACCUGGAAGACAAACUUA